ACAAGAUGUUUGGAGGUAUUCCAGUGCUCUAUUUAAUAUUUGCAGUUCUUACUACUUUAUUAUCGCAAAUACAGGGACAGUCGUGUGGUGAUCUGCAGGAAAGUCAGUUAACCAAUCUAAAAGAGAUCACAGAACCUGAUGAGUUCCCGUGGAUUGGUCGCGUUGGCUACGGUGAGUCCAGAAAUUCCAGCGCCAAAUUCCUCUGCCUUGCGGUGCUGAUCAAGCCCCAAUAUGCGAUUCUUCCUGCCACCUGUCUGGAGUUAGAUGAUCCCUUGUUCAUCCUUUUCGGGGACUGGAGAUCCAACAGGAACUUCGACGAGGAAGACUGUCUCCAUGACAGUGACAGUUUGGAAAACUGCGCCCCACCCCCGAUAGCGAUCGACAUAGAUGAGCUGGUGGUGCACCCGGGGUACAUAGGACUGGCAAAACGAGAAUAUUUGGAGAACGACAUCGCACUGGCCAAGCUGGUGCGAAUCGUGGAGUUCAGCAACAAUGUGGCACCUCUUUGCCUUCCAACCAUCAACGAGGACAAGAACAGUCACAUAGCCCAGAAGCUGGAAAUGGUGGGAUUCUUGCACUGGACCAAGAUUUCAUCGAAUCUGCGGCCGGAAGAAGAGUUUCGCUCGAAGGUGGAGGUGAACACGAUUAGUCAGGAGUACUGUUCCUCCUUGCAGUUCCGUUUGACUCUCAAUGAGAAUCAUCUUUGCGCCACGGCAGCUAGAGAAAAACAACAAUUUUUCGGAUCACCACUGAUGGGAGUCGAAGUGGUGAACGAAAAGCCACAUAACUUCUUCCUGGUCGGACUUCCUACCUUUAGCAUUGUACCAGGUUCGAGAAAAGAUACCGUAUUAUUCGUAUUCACGCGCGUAUUUCCAUAUAUAGGCUGGAUAUUAAGAAACAUCAACUAAACAUUGACGAUGAAGUAAUAUUUUGACUUAAAUUUUAAGUCUUCUGACACAUUACCAGUCAUCGUUACUCGAAACUUUUGUUAAUAACUUGAUAAAUUUUAAUUUACAUCGUGAAAAAUGUGUGUUAAAACUAGAAGUGUACAGUUACUAAACUCAAUACUUUUCAAAAACAUUGUGAAGCAAUAAUAAAUGAAAUAUCUCACCUGAAAAUGUGCUUCAAAUAAACUUGUUCACAGU
Molecule: messenger RNA, 1145 nt
Organism: Drosophila rhopaloa
Lineage: Eukaryota; Metazoa; Arthropoda; Insecta; Diptera; Drosophilidae
Product: phenoloxidase-activating factor 1-like
Exons: 2
Coding region: 6-908 (300 amino acids)
Biological process (GO): proteolysis
Molecular function (GO): serine-type endopeptidase activity
Source: RefSeq, a predicted model, not a curated record